GGGGUAGUGGUAGUGAGAAGCAGGUGAGAAGUACGUAGCAGUUCCGUUCUCAGUUUUCUAUCCGAUCCACUGCAUUAUCCAAACGUUUGGGAUGGCGAACGUGAGCAAAAAUCCGUUUUUUGACGGCGACACUGAAGACGUGGACGACUUCACAUUUCUAAAUCAUCCAAGGCAGGGCUCUUCGGGUUACAUGCUAGGAAAUGGAGUCAACCCGGCUGCUGACCAGUGGGAGCAAAGACGUGAACAACUGCUUCAGGAACGACGACAACUGGAAGACAGCAUGUUACAGACUUCCAGUUCUGCUGUACGAGUACUGUACGAUACGGAACAAGUCGGAAUAUCAACUGCGGAGGAACUCGUUCGUCAAGGAGAGCAGCUCAAGAACGUCGACCAAAAGUUGGACAACAUCAAUUCAAGCAUGAAAACCAGCCAAAAACAUCUCAACUCCAUGAAGAGCAUUUUUGGUGGCAUUAAAAGCUACUUCAACAGAGGGAGCAGCAGCGACACUACUCGGGCACCCGCGCCUCCACGAGACAGUGAACCAGAGCCGAGGCCGACCACGGAGCUUGAAAAGGCGCUGGAGAGGGUGAAGUUGGAGAGCGGUCCCAAGAGUGCGGUGCAUCCUGCACUAAAGAUGCGCGGCAUCGACACUGAAGAUUUUGGGUCCAGCCUAGACGACGGUUCCACGACCGACUACUACGGAAAGCCGCAGCUGCAGACCGAUUACCGCAGCCGAACAGCUGAAGUCGAAGAAAGGCUAGACUCCAAUUUGGCGGAACUUGGCAGUGGACUAGGGAGGCUGAAGAACUUGGCUCGAGGUCUGGGCAAAGAAUUGGACGACCAAAGUGAGCUACUCUCAACAAUCAACGAAAAAGCGGAUCUCGCUGAAGGCACCAUUCAGCACCAGAACAGCCAGAUACGACGAAUCCUAAAGCGAUGAAGUGUUAGCUGGACACUUUCGGGAGGUGUGUUUUUCUAGUUAAGAGUUUCGGGCAGGAGAAAUUUAAUAUAUGUAUAUUCCUGGUAGGACACUGUAAUGGUGUAUUUUCUUCCUGUUUGCCACUGCAAAAAAUUGCCCUCCUCUACCUUUUGUAAUUAUGUUUCAUCUUGCAAGAAUAUACAAAUUAAAUGUUUAUAAAUAGUCAUUUUAUGUCGUCUUAGUGCAGGAUACAUUUCAGAAAGCACGUUAGUUUUGGGUGCUGCUUUUUGUAUCGUCGAGGUUGCUUGUACAUAUCCAACCUUCUGGCACGUUGAAAAUAAAUUGUGGCCAUCUUGGGCAAGAG
Molecule: messenger RNA, 1283 nt
Organism: Ornithodoros turicata
Lineage: Eukaryota; Metazoa; Arthropoda; Arachnida; Ixodida; Argasidae
Gene: Snap29
Product: synaptosomal-associated protein 29-like
Exons: 4
Coding region: 92-940 (282 amino acids)
Biological process (GO): synaptic vesicle fusion to presynaptic active zone membrane; exocytosis; synaptic vesicle priming
Cellular component (GO): SNARE complex; plasma membrane
Molecular function (GO): SNAP receptor activity; syntaxin binding
Source: RefSeq, a predicted model, not a curated record